This is a messenger RNA of Glarea lozoyensis ATCC 20868, 876 nucleotides long. Its product is annotated as Phospholipase C/P1 nuclease. Lineage: Eukaryota; Fungi; Ascomycota; Leotiomycetes; Helotiales; Helotiaceae. The coding region runs from base 1 to 876 and encodes 291 amino acids. Gene Ontology annotation, molecular function: nucleic acid binding; endonuclease activity. Gene Ontology annotation, biological process: DNA catabolic process. The transcript is spliced from 8 exons. The record is from RefSeq and is a predicted model, not a curated record.
AUGAAGAACCUCAGCUCCAUUUCGUUAUUGAUCCUCGCUUCUGCGGUACAGAAAGCUGCGUGCUGGGGAGCGCUUGGUCAUUAUACUGUAGGAUAUAUUGCCUCGAAUUUCGUAACAAAUGCUACACAAGCCAAAUUCCAAGCAAUUCUAGGAGACACCAGUGCCGAUUACCUAGCCUCAGUUGCAGCAUAUGCUGAUUCUUAUCGCUCAACCGCUGCGGGAACAUUCACAGCGCCAUUUCAUUACAUCGAUGCUUUGGACAACCCACCAGAAUCAUGUGGGGUUGACUUUGAACGUGAUUGCACUGCUGCAGGUUGUGUCGUGAGCGCUAUCAGCAACUACACUCAACGAGUUCAAAACAGAAGACUCAAGGCAGCAGAUGUAGCUUUAGCAGCAAAGAUGAUCGUUCACUUCCUGGGCGACAUCCAUCAGCCACUACACGACGAGAACCUUGAGCUUGGUGGAAAUGGCAUCAAAGUAAAGUUCGACGGCGUCAGCACGAACCUUCAUUCUGUGUGGGAUACAUCGAUUCCUCAGAAAUUCGCCGGGACAGCUAGUUUUGUGAACGCCAAAACGUGGGCGACCAAUCUUACCGAGACUAUCAAAUACGGGGCUUACAGCAAGGCUUCCGCUUCAUGGCUUGAUGGGCUUAAAUUGAGCGACCCUGUAGCAUCAAGCAUGGUGUGGGCACGGGAUACCAAUUCAUAUGUUUGCAGUGCUGUCUUGCCAGAUGGAAGAAAUGCGACUGAAGCUGUUGAUCUUGGAGGCGAAUAUUACGCAGAGGCACUUCCUGUUGUUCAACUUCAGAUUGCGAAGGCUGGUUACAGACUCGCGGGAUGGUUGAACUUGAUUACAGCUAGUAAUGUUGGAUUUUGA